ACGAAGAACUUGAAGCGCUCAAGGUAAUUGGCGAGGAUGUUUCAGAUGGCGGUGAAGGGGAGGAGGAAGAGGAAGAAGACCUGAUCGCUCGCGAGCUGGAGGACUCUGAUGACGAGUUCUCAGUUAUUAGUAAGGAGGUUUCCCUGGAUUUGAACAACCUGGUGCUGAGUAUUCUUCUGGAAAACUAUGCACUCAAUCCGCCCACCACCAACGAUUGUCUGGUACGUCUGUUUCACCGUGUUGCCGUGCGCAGGCAUUUGCCGGGUGCCUGUUUCCAGCUGCGGCUGUUUCGCGUCUUCCAGAGCAUCGUCAACGACCCCGGGAUCUCUAAGCUGGAAGAAUUUCAGGAACUGCUGAAGUUCAUAAAGUACAUCCUGCGGAAGUUUUUUGAAGCCUUCGAACGCAACAGAAAUGUCGCGGUGGAGGCCCUAUUCCUCAAAUCAACUAAGGAGAGUUUAGAGGCUUUUAAUGGCUAUGGAACCUACGAUGAAGGAUCAAGAGCAGUAGUUUGGACACCAGAGCUCGAUAAGGAGCUAGGCCAGCUAUUUGACUCAUACCGUUUCGAACCCGUUCCCAAAGGCGAAGACUUGGCUGAUGUGUUGCAGCGAUUGCUCUCGGACUCCAGCAAAACCCGUCGUCAAAUUAUAAUGCGUCUUAUAUACCUUACCAAGAUCGACUCCGCAAAGUCCCUGCGGAUGAUGACAUGUCGUUCGGCUGAGGACGAGAGGCGUGGCCCUCGCCGUCCCAAACAUCCCUGGACAGAGGAGGAGGUUGAACACCUGAGAACCCUGUUUGAAGAACAUUCCGGCACACCAUACUUCCUCUCGGAUUUGAUGAACACUCUUAAAUGUGAGUACGAGGAGCGCUUGAAGACUUUGGAGGACGCAGGACCAGCUGAGGAGGUGCCAGAUGGCGGUGGUGCUCUCGCUGAUUCCUCAAUACAGCCCUUCUUACGUUCUCGUAAGGAGGUGGGUCAAAAACUCAUGGAGCUGGGACUCGUCUCCGACCCCAGCCAGUUCGGCAAAUCUCGACGGAAAGCCCGCACUGCGGAGGAGGGCCGUACUGCCGGUGAAGGCCGUAGGCGAAAGCCCCAGGAG
Molecule: messenger RNA, 1097 nt
Organism: Dibothriocephalus latus
Lineage: Eukaryota; Metazoa; Platyhelminthes; Cestoda; Diphyllobothriidea; Diphyllobothriidae
Source: the annotation of a GenBank genome assembly